GCCAUGCAGUCUAAGCACUUUGGUUCCCAGAACCCAAGUUGUAAGAUUAUGACCUUCCACCCAACCACGGAAGAAUUUGAAGAUUUCAACAAGUAUAUUGUUUACAUGGAAUCGCGAGGGGCACACCGAGCUGGCCUAGCCAAGGUAAUUCCACCCAAAGGAUGGAAAGCCAGACAGACCUACGAUGAUAUCGAUGACAUCUUAAUAGCUGCUCCCCUCCAGCAGGUAGUCACUGGGAAGGCAGGUGUGUUUACUCAAUACCACACAAAGAAGAAAGCCAUGACCCUGAGAGAGUAUCGCCGCUUAACCAACAGUGAAAAACACCAGACUCCGUUCUACUCUGAUUUUGAGGAUCUGGAGAGAAAAUAUUGGAAAACGCGCCUCUAUGAUUCACCAAUAUAUGGCGCGGACGUCAGUGGCUCCUUAUUUGACGAAAACACGAAGCAGUGGAACCUUGGACACCUGGGAACCAUUCAGGACCUGCUGGAGCAGGAGUGCGGAGUGGUCAUCGAGGGCGUCAACACCCCCUACCUGUACUUCGGCAUGUGGAAGACCGCCUUCGCCUGGCACACGGAGGACAUGGACCUUUACAGCAUCAACUUCCUGCACUUCGGGGAGCCCAAGACUUGGUACGCGGUGCCCCCGGAGCACGGCCGGCGCCUGGAACGCCUGGCCAGGGAGCUUUUCCCGGGCAGCUCGCGGGGCUGUGAGGCCUUCCUGCGGCACAAGGUGGCUCUCAUCUCGCCCACGGUCCUCAAGGACAACGGCAUCCCCUUCGGUCGGGUCACGCAGGAGGCUGGAGAGUUCAUGGUGACGUUUCCCUAUGGCUACCACUCUGGCUUCAACCAUGGCUUCAACUGCGCCGAAGCCAUCAAUUUCGCCACCCCGCGCUGGAUCGAUUAUGGCAAAGUGGCCUCGCAGUGCAGCUGUGGGGAGGCCCGGGUCGCCUUCUCCAUGGACGCCUUCGUGCGCAUCCUGCAACCCGAGCGCUAUGAGCUGUGGAAACGCGGGCAGGACCGGGCGGUGGUGGACCACACGAAGCCCACGGCGCCUGGCGGCCAGGGGCUGAGCGCCUGGAGGGAGGUGCGUGCGCCUGCAGGAGCUGCGCUUGGCCCGAGGCACCCGCAGUCCUGCAGGGCCCCGCGCCGUGGUCGGCCUGUGGCUGCGAGCGGUGGGACCCGCCACGGAGCCCCUGUGCAUCCUGUGUCCCAGCAUCUCUCGCCAGCCCGGGGUUCUUCCUCUGUCGUGCAGUUCCGGGCCAUGGCCACUCCAAGCUCCCCGGUGCCCGGCCUGACCCCGCUGCAGACCCCAGGUCCAUCUGCGGCGCAUCUCCACCCAACUAGCCGAUAUGGUUCUAGUAGUCGUCGUCCUCGGGAAGAGGGGACUCAGGGGCCGACUCUCCGGACACAGACUAAGAGGCGCCUCUCCUUAGACACAGCUCACACAUCUCUGGACCUCGAAGUUCAGCUUCCCUCUUUUGCUGGUGAACCCUUGAUGGACAGCCCUGCACUCCUGAGCCGGUGUCUCCAGCAUCCUGCUAAGGCUUCCGGGUGCUACUGUGCCCCUGAUCUUCAACCCUUAGGACCCCCAUUGGAUCCUGAAAAUCCGAUGCACCCUGGCCCGUGCCUGCUAUCUCUGGAGGGUAUUACAGCCAGUUUCCUUGACAGUGUCCCGCUGAUUCCUCCCUAUGUCAUUGGGCCUCUGAGAGUGUUCCCCAGGGAUGGUGCUGGCAACUGCAGGGCCCUCAUGAACUUCUGUGAGGUUGUAAGUCUGGACCACUCUUAUUCCUCUAAGGGUCUUGUCCCAGCUGCUGAGACCAGAGUCCUCUGCACCCUUGACUGUGAUCCCCUGGGGCUAAAGGUAGAGGCAGCUGCAUCUCUUGAGUCCUGGGAGGUGUUCCCCACUAACGGAUGGUCUUCAAUCUCUGAGCCCAUGACUACUGAACAAUUUGCCAAAUGUGACUUUAUCUGA
Messenger RNA from Hippopotamus amphibius kiboko, 1971 nucleotides. Its product is annotated as lysine-specific demethylase 4D-like. Gene Ontology annotation, cellular component: nucleus. Bases 4 to 1971 code for a protein of 655 amino acids. The transcript has a single exon. The record is from RefSeq and is a predicted model, not a curated record. NCBI's taxonomy places the organism in Eukaryota, Metazoa, Chordata, Mammalia, Artiodactyla, Hippopotamidae. Gene Ontology annotation, biological process: chromatin remodeling. Gene Ontology annotation, molecular function: histone H3K9 demethylase activity.